This is a messenger RNA of Melitaea cinxia (Glanville fritillary), 1028 nucleotides long. It is a transcript of the gene Dhpr, whose product is annotated as dihydropteridine reductase. The record is from RefSeq and is a predicted model, not a curated record. NCBI's taxonomy places the organism in Eukaryota, Metazoa, Arthropoda, Insecta, Lepidoptera, Nymphalidae. The coding region runs from base 98 to 802 and encodes 234 amino acids. Gene Ontology annotation, molecular function: NADPH binding; NADH binding; 6,7-dihydropteridine reductase activity. Gene Ontology annotation, cellular component: cytoplasm. The transcript has a single exon. Gene Ontology annotation, biological process: L-phenylalanine catabolic process; tetrahydrobiopterin biosynthetic process.
CACGCUGCGUUAUUGGCUCGUAAUUUGCGCAGACCUGUUGCAUGACAGGCCGGACUGCCUUAGUCGAUUUGAAUCGUGGAGUGAAUAAGACGUCGAAAUGGCUAGUGGAAGGAUCGUUGUUUACGGCGGACGAGGCGCUUUAGGCGCAGCCUGCGUCAGUCAUUUCAAGAAAGCUAACUUCUGGGUUGCUAGCGUAGAUCUCAAUCCGAACGAGAGCGCCGAUGUCAACAUCACCGUCCCCAAAGACGCUUCGUGGGUCCAACAAGAGGAACACGUAGUUAACGAACUUGGAGCAGCGCUACAAGGUCAAAAAGUGAAUGCAGUGAUUUGCGUUGCCGGUGGCUGGGCUGGAGGUAAUGCGUCCAAGGAUCUUAGCAAACAGACCGACCUUAUGUGGCGGCAGUCGGUAUGGAGUUCGACUAUUGCUGCGACUGUUGCAUCAAAGUACCUCAGCCCUGGUGGACUUCUUGCGCUAACCGGAGCUAAAGCUGCCCUAGAAGGUACCCCAGGAAUGAUCGGUUACGGUUUGGCGAAAGCAGCAGUUCACCAACUCACCAAAUCCUUAGGUGCCAAAGAUUCAGGUUUGCCAGAAAAUUCCCUAGCCGUAGCCAUAUUGCCUGUCACUUUGGACACAGAAAUGAACAGGAAAUGGAUGCCUAAAGCUGACUUUAGCUCGUGGACACCCUUAACUUUCGUUGCUCAGUUAUUUGAUAAAUGGCUGAAGGGAGAGGAACGACCUCCGAGCGGCAGCCUUGUUGCUCUCGUUACCAAGAACAAUGUUACUGAUUUAAUUGUUCAAUAAUUUUCAAAAAAAAAAAUAAGUACUUGUAACAAUAUUGCUAUUGAUGUUGUACUGUUGUCUUUAGUUUAAGUUAUUAUUUUUCUUGUCUUUAUGUAAUAAGAAUAGAUGUAUUAAGUUAACGGGAACAAUCUCAAAAUAUCACAUUUAGAAAAAAAGUUGAAAAGACAUUAUAUUAAACAUAUAAACUCGAUGUGAUAUACAAAAUAAAAGCUUUUAUUUACUGUUA